AUGAAACUGGUCAGCGUGUUCCUGCUGGUGGCCGUCGGCAUUUGCAGUUACUCUGCUACUGCCUUCUUCAUGAACAGUGUGCCCCUUCCUGCCAAGGAUGCCUUACCUUUACCUUUGGACGCUGUCCCCCUUCUGGAUCCAUUCAAGCUCCUUCUGGAUGCUCUGGGCAUUACAGUUGAGCACCUUGUGGAAGGGCUAAGGAAGUGUGUGAAUGAGCUGGGCCCAGAGGCCUCCGAGGCUGUGAAGAAACUGCUGGGGGCCCUCUCACAUUUGCUGUGA
Miniopterus natalensis is the source of this 279-nucleotide messenger RNA. It is a transcript of the gene SCGB3A2, whose product is annotated as secretoglobin family 3A member 2. NCBI's taxonomy places the organism in Eukaryota, Metazoa, Chordata, Mammalia, Chiroptera, Miniopteridae. The record is from RefSeq and is a predicted model, not a curated record.